Messenger RNA from Canis lupus familiaris (dog), 3636 nucleotides. It is a transcript of the gene STK11IP, whose product is annotated as serine/threonine kinase 11 interacting protein. The coding region runs from base 89 to 3388 and encodes 1099 amino acids. Gene Ontology annotation, molecular function: protein binding. The record is from RefSeq and is a predicted model, not a curated record. Lineage: Eukaryota; Metazoa; Chordata; Mammalia; Carnivora; Canidae. Gene Ontology annotation, biological process: intracellular protein localization. Gene Ontology annotation, cellular component: cytoplasm. The transcript has 25 exons.
CGGGACUUCCGCCCUUAUUGAUAAGCGCCGGGCUGCACAACUGGUGGGAGGAGCGCCCGGGAGGCCCCGCCCCCGGCGUCCCGUGGCCAUGACGACGGCCCAGCGGGACUCCCUGGUGUGGCGGCUCGCGGGGCUGCUGCGGGAGUCGGGCGAUGUGGUCCUGUCUGGCUGUAGCACGCUGAGCCUGUUGACUGCCACCCUGCAGCAGCUGAACCAUGUAUUUGAGUUGCACCUGGGGCCAUGGAGCCCUGGCCAGACAGGCUUUGUGGCUCUGCCCUCUCACCCCGCCGACUCCCCUGUCAUCCUCCAGCUUCAGUUCCUCUUCGAUGUGCUGCAGAAAACUCUUUCACUCAAGCUGGUACACGUCCCUGGUUCUGGGCUUCCAGGGCCCAUCAAGAUUUUUCCCUUCAAGUCCCUUCGGCAGCUGGAGCUCCGAGGUGUCCCUCUUCACUGCCUCCGGGGCCUCUGUGGCAUCUACUCGCAGCUGGAGACCCUGAUUUGCAGCAGGAGCAUCCAGGCCCUAGAGGAACUCCUCUCAGCCUGCGGCGGUGACCUCUGCUCUGCCCUGCCCUGGCUGGCUCUGGUCUCUGCCAACUUCAGCUACAAUGCACUGACUUCCUUAGACAGCUCCCUGCGUCUCUUGUCAGCUCUCCGCUUCCUGAAUCUGAGUCACAAUCAAGUCCAGGAUUGCGAGGGCUUCCUGAUGGACUUGUCUGAGCUCUACCAUCUGGACAUCUCUUAUAACCACCUGCGUUUAGUGCCGAGAGUGGGACCCUCGGGGGUGGCUCUGGGGACCCUGAUACUGCGAGGCAAUGAACUCCGGAGCCUGCAGGGCCUGGAGCAGCUGAAGAACCUUCGGCACUUGGACUUGGCAUACAACCUACUAGAAGGACACCGGGAGCUGGCGCCACUGUGGCUGCUGGCUGAGCUCCGCAAGCUCUACCUGGAAGGGAACCCUUUGUGGUUCCACCCUGCGCACCGAGCGGCCACCGCCCAGUACUUGUCACCCCGGGCCAGGGAUGCUGCAACUGGCUUCCUCCUUGAUGGGAAAGUCUUGUCAGUGACCGACUUUCAGACCUCCACGUCCUCGGGGCUUGGCUCCUCGGCCACACCUCUGCAUGGGCCAGCUGGGAGUACUGUCGAAACCUCAGGUGGCCCUGACCUGAGUGACAGCAUCUCCUCUGGGGGCAUUGUGGCCCAGCCGCCUCACCGGAAGGUCAAGAGCCGGGUCCGUGUGAGGCGGGCAAGUAUCUCAGAACCCAGUGAUACAGACCCAGAGCCCCGGACUCUGGAUCCCUCCCCGGCUGGGCGGUUUGUGCAGCAGCACCGGGAGCUGGAACUCUUGAACAGCUUCCGGGAACGGUUCGGCUGUGACUGGCUGCAGUACAGGAAUCACCUGGGGGCGUCUGGGACCCCUGUUGUGGCCACGUCCUCCAAGACCCCUGCCCUCAGCACGCUGCCCCUGAGCCCAGGGUCUGUGCCCGGACCUCCGCCCCCAGAGAAGGAGUCCCCGCAGGAAACGGCGGAGGAGGUCAGGCCAGAGCCGGAGCUCCAGGAGGAAGGGGGGCUGGAGGAGCAGGGGAAAGAGGAAGAAGGAAAGGAGGACGAGGAGGAGCAGGAGCCCGAUGAAGUGGAAGUGGAGCUGUGUCGCCCCAUGUUGGUGUGUCCCCUGGAGGGGCCGGACGGUGUGCGGGGCAGGGAAUGCUUUCUCCGGGUCACCUCCAGCCACCUAUUUGAGGUGGAACUCCAAGCAGCUCAGACCCUGGCCCGCCUUGAGCUCCAGAGCCUGGAAACGGCUGAGGUGGAGCCUGAGCCUCAGACCGAGAGGCGGGCAGCGCUCGAGGGCUCAGAUCCCCUCCCCGGGGCCCCUGUCCUCGUUCUUCGUUUCUCCUACAUUUGCCCUGACCGGCAGCUGCGUCGCUAUGUGGUGCUAGAGCCCGACGCCCAUGCAGCUCUCCAGGAGCUGCUUGCUGUGUUGACCCCAGCAGCCACCACGGCUCAGCGUCAGCUUGGGGAAGCAAGAGACCCGCUGCGGGGCAGACUCCAGUGUCUCCGCUGUGGCCAGGAGUUCAAGCCAGAGGAGCCCAGGUUGGGGUUGGACAGUGAGGAAGGCUGGAGGCCUCUGUUCCAGGAGACAGAAUCUCCAGCUGUGUGUCCACACUGCGGUAGUGAUCAUGUGGUUCUCCUGGCUCUGUCUCUGGGAGCCACCAGCAGGGAGCCUGGGCAGGGAGAACAGUCGCCAGCGCCCUCGCAGACGGUCAGCGCCGUCCCCGACCCUCCGGGGCACAGUGACCCCGGCAGCAGGGCUGACAGGGCCCCGUCCCCAGCACCGGUCUCCCAGGAUCGCCACAGUUGGAGCCUCAGUCCCCCCCCUGAGCGCCAUGGCCUCCGCUCUGUGGACCACCGGCUCCGGCUCUUCCUGGAUGUCGAGGUGUUCACCGAUGCCCAGGAGGAGUUCCAGUGCUGCAUCAAGGUGCCGCUGGUGCUGGCCGGCCACUCUGGGGAGUCUGUGUGCCUGGUGGUGGUGUCUGACCACAGGCUUUACGUGCUGAAAGUGACGGGGGAGAUAUGUGGGCCUCCAGCCAGCUGGUUGCAGCCAGCCCUGGCCGUGCCCCUGCACGACCUGAGUGGCAUCGAACUGGGGCUGGCGGGACAGAGUCUGCGGCUGGAGUGGGCUGCCGGUGCAGGCAGCUGCAUCCUGCUGCCCCGAGAUGCCAAGCGUUGCCGGGCCUUUCUGGAUGAGCUCACCGGAGAACGAAAGGUCUUGAGAGGUGGAGAGGUUGGGAUAGAGGAGAGGGAGCGUCUGAAGCUCCCCGUCCCUGGCUGGCUCUGUCCAGAUGUCUUGCAGGCUCUGCCCCCCAGCUGGAGGAGCGGUGUCAGGGCCACAGAGGAGGAGGUGACCCCGAAGCACCGCCUCUGGCCGUUGCUGGAGAGAGACUCUUCCUCCAGGCCUCCCCUGUUCUUCUACCUUCGGGUGUUCCUGGUGGAAGGCUCCGAGGCCUGCCCUGUGUCCCUGAUGAUGACUCUGUCCACCCUGUACCUGUUAGAGGAGGAUCUUGUGGGGUCCCAGGUGGAGCCCACUCUUCCAGCAGCAUCUGGUGAAGCCUCUGAGCAGUCCCUGCCCUUGGGGCUGGGCCCUUCUGUGCGCAUCAGGGAGCAGUGGCCCCUCAGCAGCUUGAGCUCGGUGCUGCUCUAUCGUACGGCCCCAGGGGACCUGAAGCUGGUCUUCUACGAUGAGGUGUCCCGGCUGGAGAGUUUCUGGGCGCUUCGUGUCGUGUGUCCAGAGCAACUGACGGCACUGCUGGCCUGGAUUCGGGAGCCCUGGGAGGAGUUGUUUUCCAUCGGACUCCGGACUGUGACCCAAGAGACUCUAGAUCUUGACCGGUGAGGCUUCUGUGCCCACCCCGCCUGCCUCGGGAGCCGUGGCUGCAGAUGCUCCCUCCUCGGACCCCUUCUGCGGACUUUGGCAGCCUUGGGGGCUCGUCAGUGAGGCCCCGGUGACCCAGGGCACACGGGCAGGGUGAGAGGAGUCGCUUGGCCCGGUUGGCCCCAAGGGGCAGGCUCCGUGGUUGGUAGGAAUGUUUCUCUUGCACUUUGUCUCAGGUAUCAAUAAAAUUGCUUCCAUUCCGGAUGCCA